Molecule: messenger RNA, 1233 nt
Organism: Paramormyrops kingsleyae
Lineage: Eukaryota; Metazoa; Chordata; Actinopteri; Osteoglossiformes; Mormyridae
Product: heme-binding protein 1-like
Molecular function (GO): heme binding
Source: RefSeq, a predicted model, not a curated record
AUAAGUGCAGCUGAAAGGCAAGCCAGAAAAACAGUGCAGGGGAAAGACUAAACAAACGAAGCGAGACGAAUUGCGAAAUAAAGUUUCGAGCAACGUUAGUCUGCGUGAGAUAUUUGGAGUUUUCGUCCAGUGUCGAGCACAACCGCAGCACCAUCCGUGACAGCCAGCGGCGCGAUUAAGUAGAGGCAAGAUGUUCGGAAUAAUCAAAAACUCCAUUUUCGGAGGAACCGAGGAAACCAAAUACGAUGUUCUCAGUAACGAGACCAAGGAAGAGGGCACCUAUGAGAUCCGGAGGUACAAAGCCGCUCGUUACGCCACCUUGACCAGCGAGGGCAAGCCCUUCGACCAGUCUACAGGGGAGUGCAUGAAGCAGAUGCUUCUGUAUGUUGGGGGUAACAAUGACAAAGGAGAAGGAAUGGGAAUGACUGCACCUGUUUGCAUAACGGUCUCUCCCAAAGACGACGGCACACUGCAGGAUCGCGUUGUCGUUGGGCUACGCCUUCCCGAACGUUACCAGGAGAAUCCUCCUACCCCAACUGACAGUAGCAUCCAGUUCGAAGAUCGAGCGGCCUUGACUGUAUACGUGACGAGGUUUGGAGGGUACGCACAUGAGAAAGAGUACUGCACAGAGGCUGCCCGCUUGACCCAAAUGCUCGGUGAGGGCACCACCUUCCAGAAGGACAAGUACUUCUGCUGCGGUUACGACCCCCCGGUGAAACCCUAUGGCAGACGUAACGAGGUGUGGUUCAUAAAGGAGGAGCACUGAGGCGGCGGCAUUGGGCCACUAUAAAUAAGAUUUAUUAGACUGGAAAAGGUCCUUGAUUACACCCCAACUGUAAGUCAAAGUUCAACUAAAUAAUCUGCCUGUAUAAAUGGAUGUCAUUAUAAGAUCAAUAUGUAAAUUGCUGUGAAGUUUAGCACUUGUUCUGCUGGAACUAAUAACCUCUUAUUGCUGCAAAUUAUUAAACAAAAUCCUCAUCAGUGUAGUUCACCCUUGACUGGGGUUUUGGUAUUGCUUAAAUUACAAUGGAAUAAGUCACCCUCUUUGACAGAUUUGGAGUGAUAAUGUAAAGGGAAUGUAAAUGAUGUGCGUAAAGGAAUCUGAAAUGUGUAGCCAUGAUUAUCAUACCAAUAUUUUAGGGAAAAAAAUGUAAGGUUAAAUAUUUGUAUUAAGUUGAUUGCAGAAUGUACUUUAUUACUCUUCCGUAUUAAAAAACUUUUAAUGCAGUGACA